Molecule: messenger RNA, 2361 nt
Organism: Hypoxylon trugodes
Lineage: Eukaryota; Fungi; Ascomycota; Sordariomycetes; Xylariales; Hypoxylaceae
Product: Pkinase-domain-containing protein
Exons: 2
Coding region: 1-2361 (786 amino acids)
Biological process (GO): protein phosphorylation; intracellular signal transduction
Cellular component (GO): nucleus; cytoplasm
Molecular function (GO): ATP binding; protein serine/threonine kinase activity
Source: RefSeq, a predicted model, not a curated record
AUGACGGCCACACACGAUUCCCACCGAGGGUCUUCGAUUCCUCAAGCUUCGGCCGGCAUGGCCCUCGAGGAUCGAUUCGAGGUUUUGAAGGAAAUAGGAGAUGGAAGCUUCGGCAGCGUAGCUCUAGCGAGAGUGAGGACUGCCGGUGCCAGUGUGGCUCGCCGAGGCACGGUGAUUGCCAUCAAGACUAUGAAGAAAACUUUCGAGUCCUUCACACCAUGUCUCGAGCUUCGGGAAGUAGUUUUCUUAAGAACGCUACCGCCCCACAGCCAUUUGGUUCCCGCUCUUGAUAUCUUCUUGGAUCCUUUCACAAAGAAGCUCCAUAUCUGUAUGGAGUACAUGGAAGGAAACUUGUACCAACUUAUGAAAGCUCGGGAUCACAAGUGCCUCGACAAUGGAAGCGUCAAGAGUAUUUUGUUUCAGAUUAUGCAAGGUCUGGAACACAUUCACGCUCACCACUUUUUUCAUCGGGACAUCAAACCCGAAAACAUUCUCGUCACGACAUCAGGGCAUCAAGAUUCUGUUAACUCAUUUAGGCGAUACUCUGCGCUAAUGACACCCCCCUCCACACCUCCACAAUACACCGUGAAGAUAGCAGAUUUCGGCCUGGCUCGAGAGACGCAUUCUAAACUCCCAUACACCACUUACGUGUCGACUAGAUGGUACCGUGCACCAGAGGUAUUGCUACGAGCCGGCGAAUACUCUGCACCGGUGGAUAUUUGGGCCAUUGGAGCUAUGGCGGUUGAAAUUGCGACACUUAAGCCACUCUUCCCUGGAGGCAACGAGGUGGAUCAGGUUUGGAGGGUCUGUGAGAUUAUGGGUAGCCCUGGGAACUGGUACAAUAAGUCGGGGGCUCGAGUAGGCGGGGGAGACUGGAGGGAAGGAACACGAUUAGCCGGGAAACUCGGCUUCUCUUUCCCAAAGAUGGCGCCGCACUCCAUGGACACGAUACUCCAGUCGCCUCAGUGGCCUGCGUCUCUCAGUCAAUUUGUGACUUGGUGUUUGAUGUGGGAUCCAAAGAACCGACCAACGUCGACGCAGGCUUUGGCCCACGAGUACUUCGCCGACGCGGUUGAUCCGUUAAGGCCCAAGUCAUCAGCCUCCAGGAUCUUAGGUCGCAAGCAAUCCGAUGUAUCACGUGGAAAAGACAGCAGCUCGACCACCCCCCUCUCGUCGAAGCCUUCUUGGUUCAGAAAAUCGUUGAUUGGCCGAAACGAAAAUACCGAGAGCGCAGCCCCUCCAGUUAGUGUGAAGGAUAUAGUGGCGGCACCUCGUCCCUCGCCCAUUCACUCGCCGGAAGUAAAUGAAGCGGCGGCGGCAGCGGCCAAAUCCAGACCGGCUGCUGGUAAACGAGCAACGUGGACUAAUGGUCCGUCAAAUGUUGCUCCCAUGCCAAUUCUACCUACAAUCCGGCCUAUCUCACCUUUAUCAGAUGCAGUCACCGCCCAAGCGUCAAAUCGCGGCCAAUCCUAUAAUCAAGCUGCGAUCGAGGAAAAGACCGCCAAAAAGAUUGGUCGACAAUUGUCCGUAGCAUCAAGUACCAACAACUACGCUGAGAUGCAUAGACAACAGGCCGAGCGAGCCCUAAAUGGAAACAGUGGACUCGCCUCGCCCCCGAGUGGACACAAAGAGAGCUUCUUUUCUCACCUUCGCAAGCGAGCGAGAAGAUUUUCUGGUCGACAUCAGACUCCUGUUUCGCCCGCAUAUGAGGAUAUAGAGGCUCAGGCAGGCUGUGGACCUUGGGCUAGUAACCGGUCCUCAAUGGUGAUUGACCAGCAGCAUACUCCAUCGUCAAAGGUGGACACCUACGAGUCACUAGACCGAACAUUACGGGAUCCCCAUAACGCUGAACCAAGCACUCCUGCACCACCUAUUCACAUGGCAGCAUCAAGUGGCAACUUAAAACGACACCAUUCGUUACCCCAUCAACAGCCUAGAUCUGUCGACAAUCUUAUUGGAGCCGCUCGUACUACUGGCCCUAUUUCUAGUAGAACAAGGAGGGCACAAGCAGCUCAUGGUGUCCAAGGUGAUGCGUUAGAUGAGGAAGACGAGUUGUUAGACGAAGUCCUCCACUCUACCCACCGAGCAAUGAAACGACUCGAGAAGGAUGGCAAGUCAAAUCUCCGACAAUCGGCUAGUAACCUUGGGUUGUCAAAUCCCUACCCGACGCCAUCGCCGUCGGCCAGUGGGAAUGUCGUCCUCUUCGGGGAUGGACACGAACCUCUAGCUCCUAAGCCAUUAGACUUGCACAAAAACACGGGAAGAGACAGCCAGUACAAGUGGCCGACUCCCCCGUACGAGGAGAGCGAAUGGGCAUCUUCGGCGGCUGCGAGCAUCUGGGCUGCUAGCAACAGGAUUUAA